This is a messenger RNA of Spea bombifrons (plains spadefoot toad), 1573 nucleotides long. RefSeq names its product keratin, type I cytoskeletal 18-like. Gene Ontology annotation, molecular function: structural molecule activity. The transcript has 8 exons. The record is from RefSeq and is a predicted model, not a curated record. Bases 168 to 1400 code for a protein of 410 amino acids. Lineage: Eukaryota; Metazoa; Chordata; Amphibia; Anura; Pelobatidae.
CACCUGGGUCACUAACACACCUGGGCACCUUUCAUCCCUACCAGGUCGCUUUCUCCCCCGGCACACAGGUCCGCUACCUGAUCCCAGGUGUCCUGUUGCCCUCCUCACCUCCCCAUACCUGCCCCGCACACCUGCGCAGGUGCACAGCUCACGCUACCCUCCUCGCCAUGUCUUACUACUCGACCACUAAUGCCCCCUCGUGGCGGAGCAGCUCCUCGAGCCAGACCGGGGCCCCUGAUUUCAGGAUCUCCGGCUCCAGGUUGCAGGCUCUGCGCUCCGGGAUGGACUCCGCGCUGCCGGCUCUGCGCUCCGGGGUGGACUCCAUGCUCCUCAAUAACCACCAGGAGGUGAUGCAGGGGCUGAACGAGAGGCUGGCCGGCUACCUGCAGCGGGUCCGGGGGCUGGAAGAGGACAACCGCAAACUGCAGGAGGAGAUCGACGAGAUCAAAGCCACCAAGAGCCUCGGCUCCAGGGACUGGGAGUCCUACCAAGCGCCCCUGCAGGGACUGCGCAAGCAGGUGGAGGAUCUGAAUAUGGACAACGCCAAACUACUCCUGCAAAUUGACAACGCCAGGCUGGCUGCGGACGACUUUAAAGUCAAGCUGGAGGCUGAGCAGGUGAUCUGCGACGGGGUGCACAAGGACACCCAGGGUCUGCGCAAACUCAUGGAUGACACCAACUUCUUACGCAUGAAGCUGGAGUCUGAGGUGGAGACCCUGCGGGAGGAACUGUCCCAUCUCCACAAGAGCCACAAGGAGGAAGCGGCGGCCCUCCAGGCCCUGAUAGCCAACAAUGACGUCAACGUGGAGGUCGACGCACCCAAAAAAUCGGACCUGAAUGACAGCAUCGCCCAGAUCCGCAGCCAGUACGAGAAAAUGGCGGAGCAGAACCGAGCGGAGGCCGAAAACGCCUACAAGAGCAAGUUCGACGCCAUGUCCCAGGAGGCCAACGUGAACACCAAGGCGUUGGAACAAGCGAAGAACGAGGUGGCCGAUCUACGGCGCCAGCUGCAGGCCUUGGAGAUCGAACAUCAGACCCUGCAGAAGACGGUCGAUUCUCUGGAUCGCGUCCUGAAGGACACCGAAAACCAUUAUGGAUCCAAUAUGAUGGAAUUAAACCGGGUCCUUUCCAGGCUGCAGGACGAGCUCGCCGCCUGUCGGUCUGACAUUGAGCGCCAAGUCCGGGACUACGAGGCUCUGCUGAACUUAAAAUCCAAACUGGAGAACGAGAUCCACGACUAUCGCACUCUACUCGAUGGAGUCGCGGACAAGCAGGACGAGCCGAAUUCCCCGCAGCCGGGGGAACAGGUCAGACAGACCGCUGAGAAGGUAUCGGUGACCGAAUGGGAAAUUUUGGACGGCGAAGUCGUUUCCUCUUCAUCCAGAGAAGCUGUCAGAUAAAAAUCUAGAAAACCUGUCAUCUGCGACUCGCAUCCGGAUCAUUCUAAAGAAAUCUAAGAUUGUUAUUUUGGGUUGGGGUAGAUUUCAUUCUGUGUCUUAUUACCCUUUCUUGGCUACUAAUUGAUUUGUCUAAACCGGCUCUUUAUGAAACAAUAAAUGGUAUUUUAAUGGUA